AUGGCAGAAGCUGUCAAAGCCAAGGAGAAGCCCGUCGAGGCCAAGAAUUACAAAGGUUUCGUCGCCGGCGUCUUCUCCGGUAUCGCGAAGCUCUCAGUCGGUCACCCAUUUGACACCAUCAAGGUGAGGUUGCAGACGACGGACGCAGCCCGCUUCUCUGGACCCCUCCAGUGCCUCCUCCAGACGAUCCGCGUCGAGGGCCUCUCCGGCUUGUACAAAGGCGCUACGCCUCCGCUGGUGGGAUGGAUGUUCAUGGAUAGCAUAAUGCUGGGCAGUCUGACAGUCUACCGGCGCCUCCUCCGCGACAACAUCUUCAAUCCGCCGCUGCACCCCCUGCACGACCCAAACCUGCCGCUGCCCGCCCACGGCCAUGGCUUGGCCGGCAUCCUGGCCGGCUCGACGGUCUCGUUCGUUGCGGCGCCGGUGGAGCAUGUUAAGGCGCGGCUGCAGAUCCAGUACGCCGCCAAAAAGAACGAGAGGCUGUACACCGGGCCGAUCGAUUGCGUGAGCAAGAUAUGGCGCGCGCAUGGGGUGCGGGGAUUGUACCACGGCUUGACGGCUACGCUCCUGUUCCGGAGCUUCUUCUUCUUCUGGUGGGGCAGCUAUGAUAUUUUCAGCCGGUGGAUGAAGAAUUCGACGAGUUUGAGCGCGCCGGCGAUCAACUUCUGGGCCGGUGGCCUCAGCGCCCAGGUGUUCUGGUUGACGAGCUACCCCAGUGAUGUUGUGAAGCAGCGCAUCAUGACGGAUCCACUGGGCGGGAGUCUAGGCGACGGUACACGGCGUUUCAGGUCAUGGAGGGAAGCGGCCGUGGCGGUACACAGGGAGAGCGGGCUGAGGGGAUACUGGCGAGGAUUCUUGCCGUGUUUUCUCAGGGCGUUCCCGGCCAACGCAAUGGCCCUGGUUGCAUUUGAAGGCGUUAUGAGGACACUUCCUUAA
Molecule: messenger RNA, 936 nt
Organism: Diaporthe citri
Lineage: Eukaryota; Fungi; Ascomycota; Sordariomycetes; Diaporthales; Diaporthaceae
Exons: 2
Coding region: 1-936 (311 amino acids)
Biological process (GO): transmembrane transport
Molecular function (GO): transmembrane transporter activity
Source: RefSeq, a predicted model, not a curated record